Fulvia fulva is the source of this 1374-nucleotide messenger RNA. Its product is annotated as DNA repair protein rad9. Bases 1 to 1374 code for a protein of 457 amino acids. The transcript is spliced from 5 exons. Gene Ontology annotation, biological process: cellular response to ionizing radiation; DNA replication checkpoint signaling; mitotic intra-S DNA damage checkpoint signaling. Lineage: Eukaryota; Fungi; Ascomycota; Dothideomycetes; Mycosphaerellales; Mycosphaerellaceae. Gene Ontology annotation, cellular component: checkpoint clamp complex. The record is from RefSeq and is a predicted model, not a curated record.
AUGGCCACUCUCAGCUUCUCGCUUACGCCAGAGGCCACUGGACGUGUAUAUGAACUGUUGACGUGUCUGGCCAAGUUUGGCGAUGCCGUCUCCCUCGAGGCAAGAAGUGAGAAGCUCACACUUACCGCCCUGAACUCUUCCCGAACUGCUUAUGCUUCCUUUGCCUUGCAUGCAAGGGCAUUCUUCCUCGAUUAUGACUUCAAGUCCAAUAAUGCCGGCAGUGGCGGCGACCGAUUCACCUGCCAGCUAUACAACAGAGCUCUGCAAGCCGUCUUCAAAGGUCGCACGGCUGAUGCUCGAGGACGAGAGACGACCAUCGAGCAGUGCGACGUCACGCUUCAGGACCGACCAGAUGAGGCAGAAUGCCGUCUCGUCGUGAAGAUGGUUUCGAAGCAUGGCAUGACCAAGACAUACCGACUUACGUAUGAAGCCGUCGAAGUCAUGCAUGCCUUGUUCGACAAGACUGCAGCGACCCAAGGCUGGCGUAUCUCAUCGAAAGUCCUGCGAGAGUAUAUCGAGUACUUCGGUCCCAAGACUGAACAACUUGACAUGCUAGCGCAGGAGGGCGAACGGAAGAUUAUCUUUACCAGCUUCACUGAAAAAAUACAAGAUGGCAAAGAAGUGCUGAAGCAACCACUGGAGACGGCCAUUGGUCUUGACGCCAGAGAGUUUGAAGACUUUCACAUGCAGGAGAACGUGCACAUUAUUAUCAGUGUCAAGGACUUCCGUGCUAUCGUCACGCAUGCCGAGACCAUGAAGUGUCCUAUCUCGACGCACUUCUCCUACCCAACCAGGCCUCUGCAGUUCAGCUACCAGAACUUUGGCAUACAUUCAGAGUUCACUCUCAUGACUACAGGCGACUAUCGCGGCGCAUCCGCAACUCCCACCCCACGGUUCGUGUCUACCAGGAGUUCAUCACGCCAACCUUCCGUUGUUCCACCACAAAGUUUCAGCAGAGCUCCUUCUGAGAUGCUACCUCCUGCACGUCCGAACGCUGGUCGACCGCCUCUUGGAAGCCAGAGCCAGCGCUCAUCGCUUCGAGAGCAGGUCCGACCAACUGCCGCCAUGGAUGAAGAGCCCGAUCCGGACAGCCUGUUCAUUCCAAAUGACGGUGGUGGCGACGACGACCAAGCAUGGGAACCUCCCAAUUACGAGCGUGACGAAGAGGACGAGAUGCUCGGAUGGGAUGCGAGCAACAAUGAUCUUGGCGCAAGCAUGCGUUCUCAGCGACCGACGAUCCGCGAUUUGAAGACAGCACCGCCCGCGCGAACCAACCGAGACACACGCCAAGACCGAGAAUUUGGGAAGAGUCCAGAUCUUGCGAACAUGCCACCCACACAACGUCUGUCUCAGCUGCAAGGCAUGUUCGACUGA